GGUGGCUUUGGAGGUGCUGUUUCUGGGCUGGUUUGCUCUACAGGAAAAUCUGCAGUUCCUGCCUCGGCUCUGAUCCCUUUGCUUCCCCGGUAUCCUGGCCAGGGAGAUGGGCGGAGGAAUCUGCUGGAGCCCCUAGGACUUAGCAGCUUCUUCUCUCCCCACCAGCUGCCUGCAUUACCGAGGACCUUCCCUUGCCCAGGCAGCACAGUAACAAUCCCAGGGAAUAUCCUUCUCUGUACAGCCAGGAGCUCAUCAUGCUCUACAUCACAUCAAUGCUUGGAUACCUGUUGAUGCAUUUGUUUGUCAUCUGUUUACAAGCUCAGGUAACUGUUCAGUCCCCACCUAAUUUUACACAGCAUGUGAGGGAGCAGAGCCUGGUGACAGAUCAGCUGAGCAGAAGGCUCAUCAGGACCUACCAGUUAUACAGCCGCACCAGUGGGAAGCAUGUACAAGUGCUGGACAACAAGAAAAUCAAUGCAAUGGCCGAGGAUGGAGAUCCACAUGCCAAACUGAUCGUGGAAACAGACACGUUCGGAAGCAGAGUCCGUAUUAAAGGAGCCGAGACGGGUUAUUACAUCUGCAUGAACAAGAAAGGGAAGCUGGUUGGCAAGACAAAUGGAAGAGGAAAAGAUUGUGUCUUCUCUGAAAUAGUCUUAGAAAACAACUACACAGCAUUGCAAAAUGCCAAGUACGAAGGGUGGUAUAUGGCCUUCACCCGGAGAGGACGACCUAGAAAAGGAUCAAAGACAAGACAACACCAACGAGAGGUUCAUUUUAUGAAGAGACUACCAAAGGGCCACCAUACCACUGAACCUCAUAAACGUUUUGAAUUUAUAAAUUACCCUUUUAAUCGGAGAAGUAAAAGAACUCGAUAUUCAAGUUCUCGGUAGGAACUGGAUCAAAGUUCAUUCUACUUUCUGCAGACUUUAUAUAUAGACUACUCUAUUCUAAUAUAAAAUGAACAAAAGACACAUGGACUAGUUGUUUUAUAUAUAAAUAUACAUAUAUAUUUUUUUGUUUUUACAGAUGAUUUAUUUUUUUAUUCAUACGAGACCUUUUUUUAAGAAAAAAAAAAAAAGAAAGAAAAUAGACUCACAAAAAAGCAGGCUCUUCCAUAGAUUUUAGACUUUUUUUUUUUUUUUUUAAAUACUUAGAAAAUAUAUUCUAGAGGAGGACAAACCUGGGACCAAAAGUGCUACUUACUGAUGAAAACACUUAACCAAAAACCCAAGACAAACAAGACAGGUGCAAGAAGACUGAAGAAGGAACUCGACCUUCUGAGUUUUGUGUUUUGUUGUUAUUUUUUUCCUUUGACAUCCUUUAUGGAAUAAUUCAUUUUAACAUAUGUUUUCUUGAAUAUUCAUAAGAGCUGCUUUUUUUUCCCUAUUCAGUUUCCUUCAUGGAAACCCUGAACACUUACGACAUUUUUUUGUGAUUCAUUUUUUUUAUAACUGUUGUCGAUAUUUCUGCAAACGAGGACAAAUUGUGUUUUUGUUUGACCUGCAGAAAAUGAAAACCUCAAGACUUGCAACUCAAUGGUGGUAAAACAAAAUGCAUCCCAGUGGUAGAAAUCAGUUGUAAAAUAUAGUGAUAAAAGUAAUAAUGUUAUUAUUUUUUUGAAACACUGUAAAAAUGUCAGUUGUCUGGCAAGACCUUUGUCCUCGUUUUGAGGAUAUGUGUAAAUAUUAAUAUUAAUGAUGGAAAUAUUUAUUUAAAUGUGUAUUAAAAUUUGUA
Messenger RNA from Hyla sarda, 1734 nucleotides. It is a transcript of the gene FGF8, whose product is annotated as fibroblast growth factor 8. Gene Ontology annotation, cellular component: cytoplasm. Lineage: Eukaryota; Metazoa; Chordata; Amphibia; Anura; Hylidae. Bases 255 to 890 code for a protein of 211 amino acids. The transcript has 5 exons. Gene Ontology annotation, biological process: positive regulation of protein phosphorylation; regulation of cell migration; embryonic heart tube development. Gene Ontology annotation, molecular function: type 2 fibroblast growth factor receptor binding; growth factor activity; type 1 fibroblast growth factor receptor binding. The record is from RefSeq and is a predicted model, not a curated record.